AUGCCUGCACUCGCACACUCGCUGUUUGAGCGGCACGACGGCUAUGCCUUUGCGUACAAGGUCCUCGGCCGCUCGCACAAGGCCACGCCGCUCGUCCUCGUCCACGGCCUGUCAGCAGUCGGCCUCGUCGACUGGUUCCCGCUCGCCGACGCGCUCGCGGCUCAUCGACCAGUCCUCGUGUUCGACAACCGCGGCAUCGGUGGCUCGACCAUUCCUGCAGACAAGGCGGGCGAGCCAUACGACAUGCACGCCAUGGCCGGCGACGUCGUCGACCUCGUCAAGCACGUCGGCUUCAAGAAGAUCGACCUGCUGGGCUUCUCGAUGGGCGGCAUGAUCGCGCAAACGGUCCUCGUCAAGGCCGACCUGCCGUUCAAGAUCCGCCAUGCCGUCCUCGUCGCGACUUCUGCGAAACGCGCCCACUCGGACCUCCUCCAGGCGAUUCCGCAGCCUCCCGCCGGCCCGCUCACGUUCGAGCAGAAGUGCGACCUAUCUCGACCCUUCAUCUACCUCCUGGAGCGACGUGUGCGCGAGGCGGUCGAGGCAAAGCGGCCGGCUCGGACGAUCCAGAACCAGAUCGGCGUCAUCGCAGGGUACGACGUCCGCUCCAAGCUGAGGUCCGUUCCCGAGUCGCUCCCGGUCCUCGUCCUGCACGGCAACCUCGACCGCUCGGUCUACUACAGCGAGCACAAGUACAUCCUCGAGGGCAUCCCGCACGCCCAAUUCCUCUCGUUCGACGGCGUCUCGCACGCGUGGUACGACUACUACGACCUCGACUUCUGGACUACGCUCCUCAACAGGUUCCUCGCCGACCAGGACUGCGCCUCGCUCGUCCCGCCCGCCCACGCCCACCACGCCAAGCUGUAGCUCCCUCGCCGCCUCUCUCUCUCUCCGGUCGUCGUGUCGAUGUGGAUCUCGUUGUUGUACAGGUGCUCGAGCUGCAACCAAGCUAUGCGCCGCCGACCUCCUUGGGCGACUUUGCCCGGAUCGCGAGCGCGUGGAGCCCGGCGUCAAAGAGAGGCUUGAGAGCGUCGUUGACGAGACGGUGGCGCUGGAUGACACGCUCCCUCGAAGCGCUCCGAGACGACGUUGACGGUAAAGUGGGUCUCGCCGUCGCCGCCGCCGAUGGCCUUCAUGGGCGCAUGGUGGCGGUGCUUGCUCGAGUCGUUGGUGAUGUCGAGCGAGGUCG
Rhodotorula graminis WP1 is the source of this 1186-nucleotide messenger RNA. RefSeq lists its product as uncharacterized. Bases 1 to 864 code for a protein of 287 amino acids. The record is from RefSeq and is a predicted model, not a curated record. The transcript is spliced from 12 exons. NCBI's taxonomy places the organism in Eukaryota, Fungi, Basidiomycota, Microbotryomycetes, Sporidiobolales, Sporidiobolaceae.